CAGAAGUUGCUGGGGAAAAUUGCUGACCGGAAUGGAAGAGCAGGAAUGUUUAGCUUCUAAAAUCACCCUUCAGUGUUGGAAGCAUAAAGAGCGUUCGUGCAAGCACGCAGAGAGUGCCUCAGACGUGAAGAGCGUCGUAGAUCGUCCGCUAUCUCUCUGCAAGCUGGAAUGCGGGGAUCAAAUGCCAUGCAAGAUUCCCGGUCACGUAUGCAGGAAGUCAUGUGCUUCGCGCCACGCCCACACCCUGUGCACCAUCGUCGUACAGGACACGUUCCCCUCGUGCGGGCACCCUGUUAAGCGGCAAUGCUACGAACUUCUCAAUAAUCUGCGCUGUGAUAUCAGCGUCUCCUACGUCUUCCCUGACUGUAAUCACGUGAGUUCCAAGAAGUGUCACGUAAACCCAUCGCAGUUGAAAUGCGUGGAAAUGGUUGAUUAUCAUUUCCCCGGAUGUAAUCAUCCAUCGUCUAAGAAGAAGAAGUGCUCUGAAAAGAUCACGUGGAAGUGCGACAAGAAAGAGAAGUUUACCAAGAAGGAUUGCGGACACGAGCUGUUUAGGAUUUGCCAGCAAAAGGAAGAGGACGUCGUGUGUAACGUACCUUGUGGGCGAAACCGACCGGGGUGUGGCCAUCCGUGCACUAACCUUUGUGGCGAGGACUGUAGUAAAGGAGACUGCAAACUCUGCGAGAGGAAGCAACAAGAGACGAUGAAGCAAUUUCACAAAAUGGCAAAAAAGAGAAUUGAAGCGAUAGAAAAGAAAAUAAGCAUCGAAGAGGAGAAAUAUUUCUUCUGCGAUGAAAUUUUCCGCGAUGGUGCAGGAUCAGCUGAGUUCCAAAAAGUAGAAGACCAAGUCUUGAAGUACAUCCAACCGUGCCACAACUGGUACCCGACUGUCCACAAAAUCGAAAAGGUAACGAACUUGAAGCUCGAGAAGAGAUUUGAGGAGGCCAAGUCAAGAGCAUUUGGUGACAACAUUGACACAAAGUUCCAUGGGACAUCGGACGAGGGCGUGGCGGGUAUCACUCGAGAUGGGUUUAAGCUGCCUGACCAAAACCUUCCCCCAGGCAAGCGAGGGAUGUAUGGGCAGGGAAUCUAUUUUGCCACAGACUCAUCGAAGAGCGCACAGGGCAUCUACACCAAGGGGUCCAACAAACUCCUGGUGUGUCAGGUGUUACUGGGACGGAGCAUGAUUGUGAGGAAGGCUGAUCGAAAUAUGGACAAGGCGAAGCUCCGCAAAGGAAGAUACGAUAGUGUGUACGCACCUCGAGGCUCUGACGUCAUGAAUGAUGAGUUCGUCAUCUUUGACCCGGCACAGGCUCUUCCCCAGUACAUCGUGCACUACUCUACCACAGGCCUCCCUCCACCUCAACAGCUUGCUGCUGCAGGCCAGCCAUUUAUAAAGAAAAACAUGAAGCCAUCUCGGACCGUGGACCCGAACGAUCCUUUUGAGAACUUCUACAACCUCGCCGCACAGCAUUAUCUUAGCAAGUGCCAGACAAAGAAGGAGAUAGAAUCAAUCGACGUCGUCAUCAACAACCAACUGUUACAAAAGUUUGAAGCUAAGCAGAAGGAGUUUAAAAGCAAAGGUAUCCCAGACGGCGAAAUUCUCGCCUACCACGGCACAAGAAGCGUCAAUAUUGACAGCAUUCUGCGUAACAACCUCGAUAUCAAGUUCGCCCAAAGACAGGCAUACGGUCGAGGAAACUACUUCUCGGAAUUCCCUGAGAUCAGCAUGGGUUAUGGUGACGGGUUGCUGCUAUGUCGAGUUCUCCCAGGCCGUGAGUGGGUGGACAGUAGUGGCAGAGACAUCCUUCAAGGGUACAAUUCCAAGAAAGUUCUCCAACUGCAAAGAGGACAACCAGCCGCAAAUGCUUUCGGUGACAUGGUCAUCAUCGAGAAUUCGGAUCAGAUCCUUCCUUACUUCGUCAUGCAUUUCAAGUAAGGGGUAACCAUGGUGACUCAGACUGUCACUCUUAAGUAUAUGAAAGCUUCAAAUCGAUACACCAAAAACUGGAAUUCGACUCUGCCAAAUUUUCGUCUUUAAUAAGACUUCUCACACAGGGCAUGAUUAAUACACGUAUGAUUAAAACACAUGGUUUUUAAUAAGUAUGGUCAAAUGGCCGGCCUUGUAAUAUUCACCAAGGAUGUUUGCUUUAUGGAUGAUAUCAUCCAAGAUAAAAUAUUACACCAAAUGUAUAGCUAAGGUAAAAUCGGCUUAGCGAUUGAGGUUUUGAGUAACGUGCAAACUUGUGGCAACAGCUAAACAAUCUUCCAGCCAAGGUGUUAACCAAACAGAAAUCCCGAUUAAAGUGGUUUUCAUUAACCCGUGAAACAAAGUGUGAUAGUCAAAGUUUAAUAGUCAGGAAAACACAAAAGGGAACAAUGGAAUUGAUCGCAAAUAAAGCGUAGUACGCUUUAGUGUAGUUCACAGUUAAUAUAAGACAAAGUGUUAUAGAGUGUUUUUUAAAAACCCAUGGAAUACUAAUUAGUUUAUUUAGUACCAAUACCUUGUAAUGACUUUGUUCUCUUUUGAUCUGACUUGACUUGUCAAUCAAAUGUAUGAUUGUUAGUGAAAGCAGCUGGAGAAAGCUUACUGUAUAAAUAUGUUAUCACCAGA
Molecule: messenger RNA, 2614 nt
Organism: Nematostella vectensis (starlet sea anemone)
Lineage: Eukaryota; Metazoa; Cnidaria; Anthozoa; Actiniaria; Edwardsiidae
Exons: 3
Coding region: 32-1939 (635 amino acids)
Molecular function (GO): NAD+ poly-ADP-ribosyltransferase activity
Source: RefSeq, a predicted model, not a curated record